AUGACUCCACGGUUCAUCAAGGCACGAACAUCCUCUAGAGUUGAAAGACAGCAUGCCUGGGACUCAACUGGUCUUGCUGGAGUCUUUAUCGUUCCUCCCAACUCACCCCUGCAGUACCCCUCCCACGGCCUAACUGUGGAACCCCUGAAGAGCACUCUGAUUCCAGGGUUGGCUGUGCAUGCUCGUGGAAGGAAUACUUUCAAGGUGACCCUCUGUGCAUCCCAUGGUGUCCUGGAAGUGAAGAGUGUUCAACAGGGACAGGAAGUGACAGGGCAGAAGCAGAUGGCACUGAAUAUCACCGCCACUAGCCUGGCUCAACUUAAUAACCUACUGGCACAGCUGGCCUACCGAAGCACCAGUUACCUCUUGCAAAUGGAGGACUUGAUCCACUUCUCUUUUGAGGACCACGAGGUUAUUUUUCCAGUCACAAUCAAGAGGUCUUUGAUUCCUGUUAUGUACGAUCCAGGCUCAGAUAUUAAUUCUCAGGUAACCAUAGUCACCAAGACAUUCAUCAGAUACAAGGAGCUUGGGAUAUUGAUCAAAAGUAUCAGGGCAAAAUACCCGGAUAUCCUCAUCAUCAUUGCAGACGACAGCUUCAAGCCAGAGAAAGUGGAGGGUCACAACAUUUACCAGUACAUCAUGCCUCCUGCUCAGGGCUGGUUUGCAGGCCGAAACUUGGCCGUCUCCCAGGUGACCAGCAAGUACUUCCUGUGGGUAGAUGAUGACUUCCUCUUCCUGAAGGAGACCAGCAUUGAGAAGUUUGUGGAGAUCAUGGAGGCAGAGCCAAAGUUGGAUCUGCUGGGGGGCUCUGUGUCAGGAAACCGGUUCUACGCUACUCUAGAUUACCAGGAGGGCAAGGAAGGAGGGUGUCUGUCCCGGCAGCUGAGCAAGCAUCAUGGCCAGCUGCCUGGUUUCAAGAACUGUGUGCUGGUGGACGCGGUGGUUAACUUCUUCCUGGCUAGGACAGAUGCCGUACGCAGGGUUGGGUUCGACCCCCAUUUGAAGCGGACUGCCCACUCCGAGUUCUUCGUAGAUGGCCUUGGGCGUCUACUGGUGGCAUCCUGUGGGCACCUGGUGAUUGGUCACCAAGGCCACCAACCAAACCGUGGACAAUACGACCAGUUCCGCCACACUCCACAUGAUGAUAUGACCACCAAAAGUCACCUGACUUACUUCAAGAAUUAUCGCAAUUGUUAA
Engraulis encrasicolus (European anchovy) is the source of this 1197-nucleotide messenger RNA. RefSeq names its product beta-1,4 N-acetylgalactosaminyltransferase 2-like. The coding region runs from base 1 to 1197 and encodes 398 amino acids. The record is from RefSeq and is a predicted model, not a curated record. Gene Ontology annotation, molecular function: acetylgalactosaminyltransferase activity. Gene Ontology annotation, biological process: UDP-N-acetylgalactosamine metabolic process; UDP-N-acetylglucosamine metabolic process. Lineage: Eukaryota; Metazoa; Chordata; Actinopteri; Clupeiformes; Engraulidae. The transcript is spliced from 10 exons.